This is a messenger RNA of Linum tenue, 1842 nucleotides long. The record is from the annotation of a GenBank genome assembly. Lineage: Eukaryota; Viridiplantae; Streptophyta; Magnoliopsida; Malpighiales; Linaceae.
AGAAAAGUGGGACGGGAGGCUCUCUGGAGGCCUACUAGAGAAAGUUGUGUCCGAGAUCUGUCCCAUUUCCGGCUCUCCACUCACUGAAGAUUUUGGUCGAGGAAUGAUAAAGAAGUGAUGGGAAGGAAAGGGAAUUGGUUUUCUAGUGUGAAGAAAGCACUCAGCCCUGACUCCAAGGAGAAGAAAGAUCAGAGGUCGAGUAAAUCCAAGAAGAAAUGGUUUGCCAAGCAGAACCUGGAUGCCGGUUCAGCUCCAGUGGCGAAUGGGGCAGCAGAAGCCCCACUUCCCCCACUUCCUCCUCAACCAGAUGAGGAGGUGAAAGUACUAGAGACCACAAUUGAAGUGAACAAUCAUGGCUACACUUUGCCAGUUGCUGCUGCUGAGCCACCUGAGCCUGCAACUCCUGUUGUUGUUCAAACAACCACUAUGGAAGUGGUUCGAAAAGCUAAUAAAUUUGCUGGGAAAUCAAAGGAGGAAGCAGCAGCAAUCAGGAUUCAAACUGCAUUUCGUGGGUAUCUGGCUAGGAGAGCACUUAGGGCUUUAAGAGGAUUGGUGAGGCUGAAAAUGCUGAUGGGAGGUCCCACUGUAAAGAGGCAAGCUGUCCACACGCUCAAGUGCAUGCAAACCCUAGCUCGAGUACAGACUCAAAUCCAUACCAGGAGAGUCAGAAUGUCUGAAGAAAACCAGGCUCUCCAGAGACAACUUUUGCAGAAACACGCCAGAGAGCUCGAGAGCUUGCGGAUGAAAGAGGGAUGGGACGAUAGCGUGCAGUCAAAGGAGCAGGUAGAGAGCAACAUGCUAAGCAAGUACGAGGCAACCAUGAGAAGGGAAAGAGCCCUGGCUUAUGCAUUCUCUCAUCAGCAAACCUUGAAGAACCCUACUAGACCAGCUGCAGGCAUGUUCAUGACACCUGGCAAUCCUUCCUGGGGCUGGAGCUGGUUGGAAAGAUGGAUGUCAGCUCAUCCUUGGGAAACAAGGAACACUACUACUGAUAAAGAUCCCAACAAUGAUCAAGCUUCUGUAAAGAGUGGAAACAACCGAAGCUUGGUUGGUGGAGAAAUCAGCAAAGCUUAUGCCCGUUAUCAGCUCAACUCUGAUAAACUCUCCCCUGGAGAUCAUCAAAUGAGUACAAAUUCCCCUUCAGCUACAUCAAAGCCAGUUUCUUCGGUUGCGAGAAAACUCAAGUCGGCGAGUCCCAGGAGCAGCAUUGGUGGCCCAGAUGAAGACACCAGAAGCAUGGUUAGUUUCCAGUCUAACAGAAGGCACAGCAUUGCAGGAUCAUCUGUGAGGGACGAUGAAAGCUUGGCCUCACUUCCAAGCUAUAUGGUGCCCACACAGUCUGCAAAAGCUAAGUCCAGGCUCCAGAGUCCAUUAGGGCUAGGAGGAGCAGAGAGGAAUGGGACUACACCUCCAGAAAAGGAGAAAGGAGCCUUGGCAUCUGCAAAGAAGAGGCUUGCUUACCCGCCUUCGUCGCCUGCCAGGCCUAGGCGCCAUUCUGGUCCUCCCAAGGUGGAUACCAGCUUGAUUAAGGCUGGAAAUGGGGUGGUGGCAAAUGGAGGAGACAUGUAGCCGCCAUCCAGAGUUUGAUUUGAAAGAUGACAAGGUAGUGGAGUUGAUCUUCUCGCUAUCUCUUGAAGAAGUGGAAGGAAGUAGGAAAUGAAAAAUAAGUGUUUGAAGUUUCAUACUACUAUUUUGUUCCUUUUUCUUAAUGGGUUGUUUCUCAAAAUCUUUCUGUGGUUUCUUUCAGUGUUGAAAGUGGUUGUUAUUAUUCAUUCAUUUGCAUCUGCAGGAGAUGACAUGAUGUGGUUCACUUCAUUUGUUGGGGGUUGGCGGGGCGUGGGG